AUGAUGUCCAUCCUCUCAGCUCUUCUCUGCCUCGGGCUGAGUCUGGAACAGAGGCUCCAUGUGCAUGCAGGGACCCUCCCCAAACCCACACUCUGGGCUGAGCCAGGACCUGUGAUCCCCUGGGGGAGCCCAGUCACCAUCUGGUGUAAGGGUUCCCCUGGGGCUGAGGAGUACCAUCUGGAUAAAGAGGGAAGCGCAACACCAGUGUACCAACAGGAGCCAUUGGAGCCCGGGGACAAGGCCAACUUCUCUAUCACAUACAUGACAGACCAUAUUGCAGGGAUAUAUCGCUGUAACUACCACAGCCCUACUAACUCGUCAGAGCACAGUGACCCCAUGGAACUGGUGGUGACAGGAUCCUAUGGCAAACCAAGCCUCUCAGCCCUGCCCAGCCCUGUGGUGACCUCAGGAGGGAACGUGACCCUCCAGUGUGGCUCAGGGCAGAAAUUUGACAGGUUCAUUCUGACUAAGGAAGGAGAUCACAGGUUCUUCUGGGCCCUGGACCCACAGCCACAGCUCAGUGGGCAGUCCCAGGCCCUGUUCCCUGUGGGCCCCGUGACCCCCAGCCACACGGGGAGGUACAGAUGCUAUGGCUGCUAUAGGAACUGGCCUCAUAUGUGCACAAGCCCCAGUGAUACCCUGGAGCUCCUGGUCCCAGGUGAGUCUGGGAAGCCCUCCCUCCUGAGCCAGCAGGGCCCCAUCGUGGCCUCUGGACAGAGCCUGAACCUCCAGUGUCGCUCUGAUGUUGCCUACGACAGAUUCGCUCUGCACAAAGAGGGGGGACUGGACCUCCCCCAGAGCGUUGUCCUGCAGCCCCAGGCUGGGCUCUCUCAGGCCCACUUCCCCCUGGGAACUGUGAGCAGCUCCCACGGGGGCCGGUACAGAUGCUACGGUGGAUACAAGCUCUCCUCUGAGUGGUCGGCCCCCAGCGACCCCCUGGACAUCCUGUUGGCAGGAUGGCUGCCUGACACACCCUCCCUCUUGGUGCAGCCAGGCCCCAGGGUGGCCUCAGGAGAGAACGUGACCCUGCUGUGUCAGUCACAGAGCCUGAGUGGCAUGUUCCUUCUGUCCAAAGAGGGGACAGCUGAUCCCCCCCUGCGUAUGAGAUCAGAGUACAGAGCUCGGUUGUACCAGGCAGAGUUCUCCAUGAGUCCUGUGACCUCAGCCCACGGGGGAACCUACACGUGCUACAGCUCACUCAGCUCCUCCCCCUACCUGCUGUCAUACCCCACUGAGCCCCUGGAGCUCAUGGUCUCAGAACCCUCUGGAGGCUCCAGCCCCCCACCCACAGGGCCCCCUUCCACAGCUGGAGGCUCUGAGGAUUGUUCUCUGCCACCCACAGGAUCAGGUCCACAGAUGGGUCCAAAAUGGUACUGGAUCGGGGUCUUGGUGGCCUUGGUCCUGCUGCUCUCCCUCCUCCUCUUCCUCCUCCUCAGACACCGAUGUCAGAGCAAAGGCAGGACCUCAGGGACCACACCCCCCGAGGACAAGGACAGAGGCCUGCAGAUCAGCUCCAGCUCAGCUGUGGACACCCAGGAGGAAGCUCUUUAUGCUUCUGUGAAGGACCCGCAGCCUGGGGAGAGCAUAGAGCUAGACCCUCAGACCAGGCAGGAUGAAGGUUCUCAGGGAGUGACGUAUGCCCAGGUGAACCGCUCAAGACCAAGAUCCGUGCUGGGAAUGGCUACCUCUCUUUCUCAUCCGUUGAGGGGAUUGCUGGACACAAAGAGCAGACAAGCAGAAGAGGACAGAGAGAUGAACAGUCAGGCUGCACCUGACGUCCCCCAGGAUGUGACCUACGCCCAGCUGAACCCUUUGGCCCUCAAUCAGAGGACAACUGCACCCAGUUUCUUCCCAUCUGAUGAGCCCCCAGAUGAGCACAUUGUGUACAUUGCUCUGUCUGUUCCCUAG
Molecule: messenger RNA, 1908 nt
Organism: Pipistrellus nathusii (Nathusius's pipistrelle)
Lineage: Eukaryota; Metazoa; Chordata; Mammalia; Chiroptera; Vespertilionidae
Source: the annotation of a GenBank genome assembly